AUGAAGGAGGCGCUCAGUGACGGCUCCCGGCAGGAAGGUGUGGUCUUCCAGGACUUCUUGAAGCUGAUGCAGCUCUUCCGCGAAUUUCAGGAUGGGCAGCGCCUGCACAAGGAGCAGCAAGCAGUCCAGGCAACCGCAUUCAGUGGCUCAGAAGUGGCCCAGUUUCGGGACCUCUUCAUCCUAGCCGCCAAUGCGUCCCAUGAAAGUUCACUACCUGCCGAGCUUUCCUUCGACCAGUUCCGGAACAUGAUCCACGACAUCACGCCCCUUGGGGAUGCCCUGACCGCGGACUUGAAAGACAUCUUUGCGAAGUUCACCCGCCGGAUCUCUGGCGAAGUGCGCAGCAAGCGGAGCUUCGAGGAUGCCGACUUCCCGGAGUUCCUUCUGAUGAUGAAGCACUUGCUGGACAUCAACUUCGCAAAUAUCAAGGAGAAGACGCACAAACCAGUGAAGGCUCCGCCGGCCAAGGCUGCGAGGUCUGCUGGGCCUCCCAAGGAACCGAAGGCCCCUGCCUCCUAG
Molecule: messenger RNA, 519 nt
Organism: Symbiodinium natans
Lineage: Eukaryota; Dinophyceae; Suessiales; Symbiodiniaceae
Source: the annotation of a GenBank genome assembly